Messenger RNA from Medicago truncatula (barrel medic), 1972 nucleotides. RefSeq names its product transcription factor bHLH111. Gene Ontology annotation, molecular function: protein dimerization activity; DNA-binding transcription factor activity, RNA polymerase II-specific; RNA polymerase II cis-regulatory region sequence-specific DNA binding. The coding region runs from base 194 to 1795 and encodes 533 amino acids. The transcript has 7 exons. Gene Ontology annotation, cellular component: nucleus. NCBI's taxonomy places the organism in Eukaryota, Viridiplantae, Streptophyta, Magnoliopsida, Fabales, Fabaceae. Gene Ontology annotation, biological process: regulation of transcription by RNA polymerase II. The record is from RefSeq and is a predicted model, not a curated record.
AUACUUAUACGUCACUUAAAUUUGAGCAAUCUCAUCCAUAAAUUCCCACCCCACAAGGCCACAACAACGAUUAAAGAAACAAAUUAAGAGAGAUUAUACAUACAUAUACACUCCUACUUAGGUCCAUUCCACCAAUUAAAGGAAUCACAAACAAGAAGAGAAAAAUAAAAUAGCUAGAGAGAAAUACAUAAAGAUGAGUGAAGAAUGUGGUGGAAACACUAUUGCUACCUCUACUACUCCAUUAAACUGGUGGUAUCUUCAAGCAAAUUCUCUUUCUUCUAAUUGGAAUGAUGUUAAACAUGCAUGGAACAACCAAAUGAAUAAUCCAAAUUCUUCCUCUUCUUGUGAGGAUCAAGAUAUAUCAGUUUCUUCUACAUCUUUCACCAAUGCAUCAAACCAUUCAAGCCUCACUGUUGAAUCCUCUCGAAGAGUAUUCGUCGAGCCGCAUGCACCACCUUCCUCCAACGACUUCAUGGCCGAACAUGCUUCGGAUAACCAACUAUGGAGUCAUGUUUUAUCAGGUGUUGAUUCAAAUGGAGAGUUACACAACAACCAAGAAAUUGGAGAGAAUUUCUUGGAUGGACUAUCAUCAAAAACCAUGACAAACACUAUGUUUGAUGAACCAGCUUGUGACUAUUUGAAGAAACUUGAUACAACAAGUUGGGAAUAUAAUACUAGUGGUUCAACUUCAUUCAAUACUAAUUUUGAGAAGCACUUAAAUGGGUACAGUGAAGCUCUUAUUGAGAAUAAUGAAAGGUUGACAAAAUUAUCCAAUCUUGUAAGCACUUGGUCUAUUGCCCCACCUGACCCUGAAGUUAGUAGCCACUUUGAUUCACAAACAAAUAACAAUUUGUCUACUAAUUUGAAUAAUUCUAAUUCGUCCAAUAUGGAUCAUAAUCACUACACACAUGAUUCUGACCCUAAUUGUCAUUUCAAACUACCUUUUGGUGAUUCCACAUCAUGUACUAUUAGAGAAGGAGUAGGUAAUAAAAUGUUCCCUAGUUGCCUUGAUAUUCAAGACAUGAAUAAGGUUAAGGAAGAAUAUCAUCAUCAUGCAAGUGAAGUGAUGCAAGGACAUGUAUUUAGAAAAUCACUUAAUCCAAAUGGAUAUCUUGAUGGAUUUAACUCAGUGGGAGAUCACAAUGGCAAAUUUUAUGAAGGGUUGCCAAAUAUUUCACCAUGCACCAAAAAUUUCUCAGAUGUUAUAUCCUUUAAUAGUAGGCUUGGAAGGCCAGUUGUUGGAAUCCAUCCACAAAGGCCUAAUAUGAGAUACUCAAACUUAUCUGAGUCAAAGAAACAAGGGCUUCAAACACCAUCACAUAUGAGAACCACUAAUGGAAGAGGAGAGGGAACAACACGUGAAGUAAAGAAGAAAAGAUCUGAAGAAUCAUCAGAAGCAAGUUUGAAAAAGCCUAAGCAAGAUACUUCAACAACAAAUUCAUCUUCAAAGGUGCAAGCACCUAAAGUCAAGCUAGGAGACAAGAUCACAGCCCUUCAACAAAUUGUGUCUCCAUUUGGAAAGACUGAUACAGCAUCUGUGCUGUUUGAAGCAAUAGGGUACAUAAAGUAUCUUGAAGAACAAGUCCAGUUACUGAGCAACCCUUACUUGAAGGCAAAUUCACACAAGGAUCCAAGGGGAAGCUACUUCGAUAGAAAAGAUAAGGAGGAUGCAAAGCUAGACCUUCGAAGUAAAGGUCUUUGUUUAGUUCCUACUUCAUGUACCCCUAUAGUUUAUAGAGAGAACAAUGGGCCAGAUUACUGGACACCAGCGUAUAGAGGAUGUAUGUAUAGGUGAUUAAUAACACAUGCAUAUGACUUAUGCCAAAAAUAGUAUGUGGUUGUAUGUACUAUAAUCUUGGAAAUUAUAAGAUCUCGUCAAUAAAUCAUAUAUUAUCCUGAAUGUAACUAUUUAUUUAUUGUCUUGAUGUAAUGCCUGGUUACACGAGUAUACACAUUUUAGUUGACCUUCAAA